Phodopus roborovskii (desert hamster) is the source of this 1881-nucleotide messenger RNA. RefSeq names its product Sep (O-phosphoserine) tRNA:Sec (selenocysteine) tRNA synthase (gene Sepsecs). Gene Ontology annotation, biological process: conversion of seryl-tRNAsec to selenocys-tRNAsec; selenocysteine incorporation. The transcript has 11 exons. The coding region runs from base 52 to 1569 and encodes 505 amino acids. Gene Ontology annotation, molecular function: O-phosphoseryl-tRNA(Sec) selenium transferase activity; tRNA binding. The record is from RefSeq and is a predicted model, not a curated record. Lineage: Eukaryota; Metazoa; Chordata; Mammalia; Rodentia; Cricetidae.
CGCGCUGCAUCCUGGGUCGCCCCGGCGGGCGUGGGUUUGGCGGGCGCCGGGAUGAACCCCGAGAGCUUCGCGGCGGGCGAGCGGCGGGUGUCGCCGGCGUACGUGAGGCAGGGCCGGGAGGCUCGGCGCGCGCACGAGCACCUGGUGCAGCAGCUCCUGGAGCAGGGCAAGUGUCCAGACGAUGGCUGGGACGAAAGUACGCUUGAGCUCUUUCUCCAUGAGCUCGCGAUCAUGGACAGCAACAAUUUCUUGGGUAAUUGUGGUGUGGGAGAGAGGGAAGGGAGAGUGGCCUCUGCUUUGGUUGCUCGUCGUCAUUACAGGUUCAUCCAUGGAAUUGGACGAUCUGGUGAUAUUUCUGCUGUGCAACCGAAAGCCGCAGGCUCUAGCCUAUUGAACAAAAUUACCAAUUCUUUGGUGCUUAAUGUCAUAAAGCUGGCUGGUGUUCACUCAGUGGCCAAUUGCUUUGUAGUUCCUAUGGCAACCGGUAUGAGUCUAACCUUGUGUUUCUUAACAUUGCGACACAAAAGACCAAAGGCCAAGUAUAUCAUAUGGCCACGAAUAGACCAGAAGUCCUGCUUUAAGUCCAUGGUCACUGCAGGUUUUGAACCCGUGGUGAUAGAAAAUGUUUUGGAAGGCGACGAGCUGCGUACUGACCUGAAUGCUGUGGAGGCUAAAAUCCGGGAACUCGGGCCUGACCAUAUUCUGUGCAUUCAUUCCACGACAUCCUGUUUUGCUCCGAGGGUGCCUGAUAGAUUAGAAGAACUGGCUGUGAUUUGUGCUAAUUAUGACAUUCCGCAUGUAGUCAACAACGCUUAUGGAUUACAGUCUUCCAAGUGCAUGCAUCUCAUUCAGCAGGGGGCUCGGGUUGGUAGAAUCGACGUUUUCGUUCAGAGCUUGGACAAAAAUUUCAUGGUUCCAGUGGGUGGCGCUAUAAUUGCUGGCUUCGAUGACUCCUUCAUUCAGGAAAUCAGCAAGAUGUACCCAGGGAGAGCUUCAGCUUCGCCGUCCUUAGACGUCCUCAUCACCUUGUUGUCCCUGGGCUGCAGUGGCUACAAGAGCCUGUUAAAGGAGAGAAAGGAAAUGUUUGUAUAUUUGUCCACUCAACUGAAGAAGCUGGCAGAGGCCCACAGUGAGAGACUGCUACAGACACCUCACAACCCUAUAUCUUUAGCAAUGACACUUAGGACAUUAGAUGGACAGCAUGACAGAGCUGUCACUCAGCUUGGCUCAAUGCUUUUUACCAGACAAGUUUCAGGAGCCAGGGCAGUGCCUGUUGGGUCUGUGCAAACUGUGAGUGGCCACACUUUCCAAGGCUUCAUGUCCCACACAGAUAACUACCCUUGUGCGUACCUCAAUGCGGCAGCCGCCAUCGGGAUGAAGACACAGGAUGUGGACUUGUUCAUAAAGAGACUCGAGAAGUGCUUAAACACAGUAAGAAAAGAACAAAGUAAAGCAAGUGUCCCGUCUGAAGUCGAUGAUUACAGCAGAGCUGGAGGUGUGGACAUUGAGGAAAUGGCUUUGAAACUGGACAGUGUGCUUGGUGACAAGGACCAGCGGCCUUCUUCAUAAUACUGUUUCUUUCUGCCACACUUCGUACAAGCACUUUAAAGGAUAUAUGUAAAGUUUUUGAAUUGAGAAUUUUAUAGCGAAUGUUCUCUCAAGGAAGAGACUGGUCUGAGGUUAGCUGCUGGUGAUUGCUGUUUUUAUCCGUAGAUUAAUACCUCAGUCCUUAUGAUUCUUAACAGGUUAUAACAUGCAAUUACAGUGAAUGUUUUCUGAUUGUUAUGUUAGUUAAGUAACACAAUUCAGAUGAUUCUUACUGAUAUAAGCUGUAAAGUUACAUGUAAUUCUUACUGAAAUACAGAGUUCUUCUUAACCAUU